AUGAUCCGUCUGUGGGUGGUUUUUGUGGCAGGAGCUUGGGAGAUGGCCAAGGGCAAUCCUCGGCCGCCCCUUGAGAAAUCCCCGCAUCAUGCUCAUUUGGGAACUUAUAUGGGGGAGGUUCGCAACCUGACUCCGGGGCCCCGGACUAGACCCAUUUCCGAGUUUUGUCCGGCCGGAUGUCGACCAAGCAAGAUCCCUGGAAUUGGGAUAAACGUAUAUCCAAUCAUGGGAAGAAUUCUCAGAAAACCCGCAAGCACACCGGCUGCAUUACCAUCAUUUUGGCGGCGAAUAAGAGAGAUUGGAAAUUACGCUUUCUUGUUGCAGAAAGCAGCAAAUUUAGUGGACAACUCUAAAGCCCGAUCCCGUUAUAUGGGGACUAACGGGAUGGGCCAACUCGCAGAGGAUGGAGUCUAA
Messenger RNA from Pyricularia oryzae 70-15, 414 nucleotides. RefSeq lists its product as uncharacterized. Bases 1 to 414 code for a protein of 137 amino acids. The transcript has 4 exons. The record is from RefSeq and is a predicted model, not a curated record. Lineage: Eukaryota; Fungi; Ascomycota; Sordariomycetes; Magnaporthales; Pyriculariaceae.